AUGGGAUGGGGUGUGCUCUUUGUACUGGCCUCGGCAGUGCAUGCGGCAGAGAUAGCCAUCACAACGCUAUGGCCUUGGAAGGUGCGCGAAUUUGCGGAGGAGGAGGGCAAAGACUCGCCGUUCGCGGUCGUAGUGAACGACAUCACCCGAGUGAUGACGACGAUGCUGGUCGCGUCGACAGUUUGCACUGUCUGUGGCACGACACUAGCGACUAGCGCGCUAGGAGCCUGCUUUGGCCACAGCCCACAACGGUUGACGGUUGCUGGGCUCGGUUUCGCGGCAGUGACAAUAUUCUUCGGCGAGCUCCUGCCUAAGACACUGGGUGUGCAGAACGCAGAGCCAAUCGCGCGGUUCGCUUUACCAUACAUCCGCACACUUGCGGUCUUUCUCGCGCCCGUUGGACGCGCCUUCUCCUUUGGGGUCAAAGAAAUCUUACGACCUCUUGGCCUGGAAUAUGAGGGUCACGCCGGCGAUGUGUCGGCAGGUGAGCUGCGCCUCCUUGUCGAAGGUGCGCGCCUGAGCGGUGGUAUUGGGGCUCGCGAAAGCAACAUGGUCAAGGGCGUCCUUGACCUCCAAGUCACCAGGGUUGCCGAAGUGAUGACACCCCGUGUGGAAGUAGUCGCGCUCGACGAUGAGGCCUCGCUAGGAGACGCCCUCGAAGUCAUGACAUCGACAAAAUAUUCACGCCUUCCCACAUUCAACGACGACGUCGAUAAUAUCACGGGCAUACUCCUUGCCAAGUCGCUAAUCCGAUACGCAGAGACCAAUACAACGAAUAUGACACUACACGCGCCGCCAAUGGCGACGACUGAGGCCGCGCUUCGUGCGACGCGUGUCCGGGAUGAACCCGGUCUUGAACCUGCCUAUUUCGUGCCGGAGUCUAUGAGCGUGUGGGCCGUACUAGAAGCCAUGCGGCGCCGACGCUGUCACCUUGCGGUCGUGGUGGAUGAGUAUGGAGGGACAGCAGGCAUUGUCUCCCUGGAAGACAUCCUCGAGGAGAUUGUCGGAGAGAUUUAUGAUGAAGAGGAUGCGGAGGAGGGCGCAGACGUCGAUGACCGCUCCCUCAUACAGGUUAUCCUACAGCCCAGUGCAGACGGGGAUCCCUCGACCACGAACGCAUUGGCGAGUGCAUACGCUAUUAAGGGCGAGGCUGAGCUCGAUGACGUCCGUGCGGCCCUCCCUCUUGACGAUGAAAACUUUGACUGUGUGACGCUUUCUGGGUUUCUCUGCGCCGUUCAUGGCGAAAUCCCCAAGAAUGGCGAUGUCAUCAUCGACAGCGGCUUCAGAUUCACUGUUGUUCAUAGCGACGCGCGUCGCGUCCGAGAAGUCUUAGCAGAGCGCACUCGCCCCAAUGAAGCCGCCACGACGCAAAAAUCUGGGACUGACAUCGGGUGUCUCCCCGCAUAA
Aureococcus anophagefferens is the source of this 1407-nucleotide messenger RNA. RefSeq lists its product as hypothetical. Lineage: Eukaryota; Pelagophyceae; Pelagomonadales; Pelagomonadaceae. Gene Ontology annotation, molecular function: flavin adenine dinucleotide binding. Bases 1 to 1407 code for a protein of 468 amino acids. The transcript is spliced from 4 exons. The record is from RefSeq and is a predicted model, not a curated record.